This is a messenger RNA of Closterium sp. Yama58-4, 336 nucleotides long. The record is from the annotation of a GenBank genome assembly. Lineage: Eukaryota; Viridiplantae; Streptophyta; Zygnematophyceae; Desmidiales; Closteriaceae.
AUGAUGCUAUACGAUCCUCCUGCAAAACCUGCUGCCUCUAACACCAGUUCAGCCAAACCCGGGCCGUUUCAGUUUGCUUUUCGGCGAGUGGCAGCCACAAUCCGGCUGUUCCUGCAAAGGAAGCUAUUGACAGCCGCCCGCACUAUUGGCCCUGUACACAGGACCUGCAUCGCGGCGAGGGCAGUGUAUGUGGUGCGGACAGGAGAUGAUCACGGGCCGAUCCAGAACAGCUAUGCGGCCAGUUUGCAGGAUGAGGCAGUCAUGGCUAUGGAAUGCAAUAUCAAGGAUAUUUUACAAAGAAUAAUUAUCGAAAUCAUCAAGUCUCUCAGAAUUUGA